Molecule: messenger RNA, 510 nt
Organism: Dovyalis caffra
Lineage: Eukaryota; Viridiplantae; Streptophyta; Magnoliopsida; Malpighiales; Salicaceae
Source: the annotation of a GenBank genome assembly
AUGACUGCUUUAGCAGCUAAAGCUACAGUACUAACAGGGGGCAAAGAUGAAGUGUACGUGGCAGCGACGCCACUGAGAGCCACAAAAGGACCCGCUCAGCUGCUCAUGUCAACUACUUACUCUCUCAAUCUUUGGGAUUUGCAGCAUUUUAUGGUUAUCAUCAAACCCAAUUCACCACCUCCACAAAAUUCUCAGGCUAUUGUUUUUGACUUUCAGCCAAAAGAUCCUGAAAAUAUCUACACUGCACUUGCAGUUCUAUCCGGUGGAGCAGUGCCAGGAGUUGUUCUAGUGCGAAAUUUGUCAAAGCUACCGAGAAGCAAAUGUUGGUUUGUAGGAUCCUCAAAGUCAGAUGCUGUAGAUGUUGCAACUAAAUUUAACAGCAACUGGAGAAUGGAUUUGAGGGUUGGCCAUCAUGAUUGUCGUGAUUAUACAAAUGGAUUGGUAGAGCUUCUCAUUGGUGAAAAACAAGUGUUGGAGCGUCUAAGAAGAGACACUGGUAGUCGGGGUUAG